Drosophila hydei is the source of this 4860-nucleotide messenger RNA. RefSeq lists its product as uncharacterized. The transcript has 8 exons. Gene Ontology annotation, molecular function: protein binding. Lineage: Eukaryota; Metazoa; Arthropoda; Insecta; Diptera; Drosophilidae. The record is from RefSeq and is a predicted model, not a curated record. Gene Ontology annotation, cellular component: axoneme. The coding region runs from base 91 to 4827 and encodes 1578 amino acids. Gene Ontology annotation, biological process: cilium assembly.
CAGAGCCUUAGCAACGGAAAAACUUUGUUGAUUCAAAGGAAACGCUUUAGGGAAUUUCAAGCCAAAACAUUUGGAGAAACAAACAGCAAGAUGAAUAUUAGCUCGACUAUAUGCUGGUGCAACUGCUACAAUAGCGAAAGUAUCGUCAAUGUCGGUCCCGAUGUGCUCUGCCUGCGCGAGGGCAAUCUGCUCAAAUUCCUGCAGAUAUCGACUAAGACGAUCAGCUACUUUCGUGCGGAGACGCCGGCAACUGGUCUACAAAUCAGCGCUUUUGCUGGCCACAAUCGCUUUCCGCUCUUUGGCUUCGCCGAAAGCAUUCUGCAUCCCAACAUCUACGUAUGCAAAUAUCCCGAAUUCACAAAGUUCACAACGCUGAAGUCUGACAUUGUGCUGACCUUUACAAUGAUCAGGUUCUCUGAGGUCGAUCUGUUGAUUGGCAUCGGCAGCUAUCCCAGAUAUGCGAUUUGUGUGUUUAACUAUCGCACCGGCUCAACUCUUCUGGAGCAUCCGACUAAUAUAGCGACACCAGAAUUCUCCUUGAUGGUGGGCACAACUAAUUUGCCGACAAUAGUUCAGUAUGACAAGAUGGAAAUGACUAUCAUUUGCUAUGAGAUGUUCUUCAUUGAUAAGAUCGCGUAUUUGAAUAGCACAUCCACAGUGACCAUGGGCAGGAACUAUGCCAAGUCGGCUAGGCAUUUCAUGUGCUUCGGCGAUGACCAAGGGCUCUAUGUGGUCAACGAUUUUGGCGAAUUCUCGCAGAUUGAUAUUCCCUGCUUCGCAAUCAAGUCGCGAUGGAAGCCCACCUAUAUUACUGAAACGGGGGUCGCUGAAUUGGGGCCACGUGCACACGCGAUCAUAUCACAUAGACUCGGAUUUCUGAUCAGCAAUAGCAGCAGGGCGUUCUAUAUCAAGAAGAAGCACGGCAGCUUCAUCGUGGAGUGGACCAUCGAACAGGACUUGACCAAUAUUAAGCUGUUCAUUAGCAACAAUGGUGAAGUCUAUGCAUCGGGCAGGUAUGGCAGCAUUGAUCGAGUGGUGCUAGGGGAGAACGAGGGCAAGCUAGAGUCGAUGAUUGUGGCCGGUAAGCCCAUUCUCGCAUUCCGCAUACUCGCUUGUUUCAAGGAGGAGGUUGUUGCGGUCAUACACGACGACGGCUGUGCCAUGAUGGACUUGCCAACGGGAAAAGUUAUCUCGCAUGUGCCCAUCCGGUCGCCAACUGUCUUUUGCGUGCAUCGCGCGAACCCUUUCGUUGUUGUGGGCACGGCUGAGGGCAUCCUUAUGCUCAUCCACUACGAGAAGCCGUCAACUCCAAAUGUAGUGUCCCGGAUCGAGUGCAAUACGCCAGCUGUAUAUGAUAUGUCAUUUUACGACAACUGCUUCGUGUUUCAAGACCAGGCAAAGGCCUUGCACGUCGUGAACGUGGAAUAUCGGCCGCCCAAGAUGACGCACUACUUCACCUUAAAUGACGAUCAGCUGCUCACGCAGGUGUUCAUUCAGACCUUUCUGCUGGUCGAAGGGCCGCGUCUACUGGUCAUGAUUUCGCGCGACGGCAGUCUAGAGAAGCCCGGUCAUGCGGAGGAGAUGUGGAUCUACAAUUGGGGCAAAGACAGACGUUUCCACAGGCGCGAGCUGUCGCUGCCCAACAGCUAUGUUGCCUUCCACAUACAUCCGCCGAUGGGCCGCUGGGUGCAGAUUGAGAUUGCGGCCGUGGUCAAGGACAGCACAGUAUUUGAUGUAUUAACGCUCAACGAAAACAACGAUCUCCAUUGGUCCACGUCGAUUAAGACGACGCACUUUGGCCACCUGACUGGCAUUACCGUCACAAAGCACUUGCUCACAUGGGGCGUUGAUGGCGUCAUGCUUCACUUUCGCCAGCACAAGCGCUCCCGACAGCCAUUCAUGAUGUCGCGUUUCUUGUUGCUAUUGCUGAGGCCAGCCUUCUUGAAACGCGUCACGGAGUGCUAUAAUUCGAAAUACCUCAUAGUCUUGAGUAGCAAAAAUAUAAUGACUGUAAGUCGCCUGCCCUCGCUUGCCGACUUUAUACGCGAGAACUCGGAAAUGCCAGUGCCCGAGAAAUUCGUAAUACAGGCAACGGCGAUGGUGACACGCACCUUUCAGCCGCUCACUUUGAAAAUGGAGGUCAAAGAGGAGUACGCACAUGCGGAUCUGUUCAAGCGAGAGAAGGUGCUGCAAAUGAUACAAGACUUCUCGGCCAAGGUGACGGCGCUGAUCGAUUAUGACAUUUCCGUAACGGGCAAGACGAAGGGCAUAUUCAAGAAAUUUUGCUUUCACUACAAAUGGCUGGACACCGUGACGGAGGAGGCGCAUAAGCUGUGCGAGCUGGAGAGGGCGUCACUGAUGCGCGCCAUCGAGGAUCAGACGCGCAUUAGGAAUUGGAUUUAUACUCUGAUCACGCGCGAGGCGACAGGCAUUAAUUACAAGGUGCGAUCUAUAUUCGCAGAUGCGAACUUCGAAUGCUUCUCUUUGCCGCGAAAAACGAAUAUGGUGGAAUUUGAUAAGUAUCGUUUCUAUGAUCUGGAGGAUCAUAUACGACUCUCUGCGAUGUCAAUUGAGGAAAUUGAGAAUGACGGCAGUCAGGAGCUGGUGUCCGGCGAAGAUACUGAAGGCGCCAAAAAAACAUUUCGCGAACUUAAGAACUAUGUGGUGGAAGGUCCCUGCGUCUACGAUCACAUAAUGUCGCCACAAUUUCAACUGCAGAACUAUAAGUCAGUCACCUCGAAUCAAUUGUUCAAUGACAAUACAAAAUAUCACUAUUAUUUGGUUGAUCCCUUGAAGCUCGAGUUCAACAAGUACUUCCACGAGGCUCAGCAACUGAAGAAGGAGACCAUCGACAAUGUGCUCAGCACAAACAACGUGCUCAUUAAGAUCUAUGACAACAUGAAUUGCAUGCUGAGGCUCUUGAGAAUGGAUCCGUUAAUUCCGCCUGAGCUGACCGUGCCAAAGCUGGCCAGGGACGAGAUCAUCAGGUGUAUUGUGGAGGUCGAUGAUUGCGAAAUUAAGGCAAUCAAUCGGCGUAGGAGGAAGACCAUUGAUACGGGCGGCAAACGGGGUCGCUUGCUGCUGUGGUCCGUGGAGUUCUGGGCGCGGGCUUUAAUCGUCAUGAUGGAUGGCGUGAUUGAGAAGCUGUGGGAGGAGGAGAUCAAAAAGGAUAUAGCAGUGCCGGAGUUUGUGCUUAAGAAGCAGCCCCAUGAGUAUUCACUGGAGGAACAAAAGAUUUACCGUGCCUACGAGGAGGCCGUCAACUUACUACAGGAAGAUCGUCGCAAAUAUUUGCGCAUCUUGAACGAGAACGAAGCCAAGACGCUGCAGCUGAAGACCAAGCAAAUUCUCAAGCUGAACCAUCGCGUCGCCGAGCUGAUGCUGCUCAAGUUCAAGUACAACUUUGCCCAGAAACAGUGUCGCAUGCGCACGCUCAAUUUUGUGGAAAUCCACCUCAUACGCAGUCAACUGCGCCGGGAUAUCAUUGCCCUGCGAGCCCAUGUUGAUAAGUUGGGUGACUACAUAAGGCGGUACACCAACUUGCAGGAGUUUUGGGAACAGGCCAUGCAGGAAGUGCGCACGCGCCUCGAGGCCCAGCAGACUCGAGAUCGCGCUCUCGAACGGCAAUUCCGGGGCAAUUACUUAAACUCUGUGCCGCAUGCCGCCCACGAGAUGACAAAGCUCUUCAAGAAGCGGCCCAAGCUAUCUAACAAACUGUUCAACUCACAUCUAAUUUGCAGCGAAGUGGCACAAAAGCUCGGGCCCAAGCAACCGAAUCGUAUGACAUUCCCCAUGCCCAAAGAGAUACACGAUUUUCUUGCCUUCAUCGCCGAGAAUGAUGCACCCAAGAACUGUCCAACCUCGGUGGACGCUAAGUCCUGGGAUGCUUUUGUCAAGUUGCGCCGUCAAAAGAUCGAAAGUGAACUGCGCCUGAAGGGCCUCGGACAUCAGGUGUUAGACAGCCAAACCUACUAUAACAGCCUUACCAAGGAUAUAAACGGGCUGAAGGAUACCAAGGCUCUAACUCAAAAGGAAACGGACGAUACCAUACAGAAUUACCUGGAGGUCUUGAGGAAUGCGCCGCUUCAGUUGACCUUGACACUGGGCCAAGUGGAGGUGUCAGUUAGGGGCUCCGUCAAGGCGCUGUCAAACAGCGUGCUGAUGCAUGUGGAUGACAUCAAUGAUGUUAAUCGCAUGAUAAAGGACGCUGGCAACAAGAAGAUCAAGGCCAUGCAGCGCGUCGCCGUCUUCAGGCGUCAGGUGAUAUUCAAGGAAUGGGAGCACAAGCUGUACAAGGCCAACAUAGCCUAUCUCAAGUAUAUGCUGGAUGCCAUCGGGAAGUGCAAGAUAACCAUCGAGUUUCUCAACAUUCUGCGCAACUGGGAGAAGAUGAAGGCCAAUCGACAGAAAAUGAUGACGGCCGGUGCCAUAGAACGUAUUAUAGAGCAGAAAAUCGCAGUGUUCAGAAAGCAGAUCGAACGCGUCAAUAUUCAAAUCGACGAUGUCAAGCGGCAGACUCUCGAGAAAAAACGGCAAAAUCAUUUGAUUGACUCGAAAAUCGAUCGGCUCAAAGUCGAUGUUGCUCUGAAGAGCUCAAUGCGCGACACUAUGAUGGAAGAACGUCGCGAUCGCGAGCAGCACGAACGCAUGGAACAGAUUAAGACCCAUCGUCAGCUGUUGGACAGUGUGCGUAAGCACUAUGCUCACGUCUUGGAAUUGCAAACGAUCUUGGAGCUAUUGCGCUUGCGCACAUACCCAACUUUGGGCCCACCUUUGCCCCAGUGUCAUCCACCCGUACCAGAGCAUAUUCUCAAUUCUGUACCUUAGAUUAAUAUAUGUCACAUCGAUUGUCUCCAAUAA